Molecule: messenger RNA, 627 nt
Organism: Panicum virgatum (switchgrass)
Lineage: Eukaryota; Viridiplantae; Streptophyta; Magnoliopsida; Poales; Poaceae
Product: protein AUXIN-REGULATED GENE INVOLVED IN ORGAN SIZE-like
Exons: 1
Coding region: 128-448 (106 amino acids)
Biological process (GO): positive regulation of organ growth
Source: RefSeq, a predicted model, not a curated record
ACUACCUCUUGUUGGCCAUCUUUAGCUAGCUUAAAAGCAGGUUCCGGCCAGAGGACAAGCCGAGAGGACCGAGGGGACCAACCAGCGCCAUCGUUCCUCGAAGCGGCCGGCGCACGACCGCCCGUGAAUGCCGUCGUCGCUGACACCACCGUCAGGCGGGAGGAGGACGACGACGGCUCACCUCGCCCCCGGCUGGCGCAAGUACCAUGAUGACCCAAGCACGCCGAGGGGCUUCUGCGCCAAGUACUUCUCCGUGGAGUCGUGCCUCCUGCUCGCCCUCAUCACCGUGCUGCUGCUGGUGCUCCCGCUCGUCCUGCCGCCGCUCCCGCCGCCGCCGCUGGCGGUGCUGCUCCUGCCGGUGGCGCUGCUGGGGGUGCUGCUGGCGCUGGCGCUCAUGCCGGCAGCCGGUGGCCGGAACGAGGUCGUGGACCCGGCGUCCUACUUAUGAUCUUGUAGAUUGAUGUGAAUUAAUUACAAGAAAAGUUUUGGGGGAGGUUUUGAUUCGACGUUGUAUCGAUUUCAAACGCAUAUAGAGGAUGUUCUUUUGUUAGUUUUCUCUUGGUUAGAUGUUUGUAUAUAGUCUCCCUCUAUGUUUGUCUGGAAUUCUGUUUUAUUUUUUACUUGACA